AACGAAUGAUUCUAUGAAAGCGUGGAAUACUCCAAGAAAAUGACAAAGGACUAUAAAUAGAAGAAUCUAGAAAUUCUAUUUCCAAGAUCAUAUUAUUCAGAGCGAUAUGGAUUUAAUGGCUUUUGUGCCCGAUCUUACGACGGUGCCAGAUAUUCAGCGUGAGCCGCGCUUGGAGCACGUUUGUAAAGUAUCACCGAAGGAAGAUUUAUUGAUGAAGAUGAUUCCCGGAAGUUCUCCUUGGUCAAAGUUACAACGUUGGUUCCUUAGUACGCGGAUAAUAUCGCGAAAGCAUCCGUUCACGUUAUACCAUAUAAAGAGCACCCAGGCGAUCGAUUUUGAGAUCAGUCGACACCUCAGUUCCUAUCCCUACAUGAUCCAUCCUUUCAGUUCUUUCAGAGUGUUUUGGGAAUCUGCCAUGACGCUGUUUAUCAUAGCGACUUUACUCAUCACCCCAGUCUUCCUCGCGUUUUACUUCAACGAGCCCGAGGAAUGGUAUAUCUUUAAUCACGUGAUCGACGCCGUAUUAACAUGCGAAAUUGUGAUUCGAUUCUUCACCGGUUACUACGAUUUUCGCAUGCACGUGAUAGUUCUGCACCCGAGAUUCGUGGCGAGGAAAUAUCUACUGGGUUUCUUCGUCGUGGAUGUAUUCUCAGUGCUACCGUUAGAAUUUCUCACUGUGCUCUUCGAAUCGAUGUGGUAUCUGGCAUCGUUAAAUUUAUUGAAGAUAUUCUGGGUACAAAAAGUUAUCAUUUACUCACGCAGACUCUAUCACAUAUAUCGAGUUAAUUUCCAUCUGUGCAACAUAAUAGAAAUAGGUAUUAUUAUCGGCGUUUGCGUGCACUGGGCCGCCUGUUUGGAGUAUUACUUGCCGUUGGCGAUCGCCAAGAUAGUCGGGCCGAACGAUGAAUCGUGGAUUCGAUCGCCUUACAUGAUGGAAAGGCAAACGAGAUUUCAAAUCUAUCUGUCGUGCGUUAAUAGAGCUAUCAUCGCCUUAAUCGGAUCUGAGCAUUAUUUGGCAGUGAAAACUCCAGAAGACAUUACGUAUAAUCUAAUCCUCUCUGUCCUCGGAGUACUCGGAUUUAUUUAUCUGCUUGCGCGACUCUUUCACUUAACGGUGACGUUUUAUUCUAUCCAAAAGAGGGAUUGGAAAUUACUCGACCAAUUGGAACAAUAUAUGUACUACAAGGAAUUACCAUACUCCUUGCAGCAUCGAUUACUAAACUACUACACCUACCGUAAUAAAAAGGGAAUCGAGAGAGACAAAAUUAUUACCAAUCACGUCUCGUCUUAUUUGCGAGAAAAGCUUCUUCUGCACAACUAUCGCCAGCUGCUGGAUAACGUCGAGUUAUUUGGAUAUCUGCCACAGAUAGUGAUUGCACAAUUAGUCAAUGUUGUGCAUUCCGAGAUUUUUAUGCCGAAUGACGUGCUAGUCACAGCCAAUACACGCAGCAAUGCUUUAUACUUUAUCGCUUCCGGUACCGUGGCUGUCUAUAACAACGCGGGAAAAGAGAUCUGUCAUUUGGAGGACGGUGCGUAUUUCGGCGAGCUGGCCCUGCUGAUGGAGGACGAGCGUUGGAUCGCGAGCGUUGUCGCCGUGGAGAACUGCGAGGUCUACGUAUUGUUGCGUGCCAACUUUCAGAACAUUCUUACACUAUAUCCCGAUCUUUUGGUGUAUCUGCAAAACGUCACGUUAGCACGUCCGGAACAGAUAUCGUUGCUCGAGAAAGUCCAGGAUCCAGAUUCACCGAUGACGAUGUCCGGAAAUAUCAACAUCAGCAGCAUAAAAAAGCGGCGAGAUCUUCGUUUCUGUGGGUUCCUGUACGACUGCUGA
This is a messenger RNA of Pogonomyrmex barbatus (red harvester ant), 1831 nucleotides long. RefSeq names its product potassium/sodium hyperpolarization-activated cyclic nucleotide-gated channel 2. The record is from RefSeq and is a predicted model, not a curated record. Gene Ontology annotation, cellular component: HCN channel complex. Gene Ontology annotation, biological process: potassium ion transmembrane transport; regulation of membrane depolarization; sodium ion transmembrane transport. NCBI's taxonomy places the organism in Eukaryota, Metazoa, Arthropoda, Insecta, Hymenoptera, Formicidae. Gene Ontology annotation, molecular function: voltage-gated potassium channel activity.